CACAAUCGGUUAUUCGUUCACAUCCCUAAUAGAUAUUGUACAUGGGAAUUCGUGGAAUUCGUGAAUUUGUAAAUAACUAGUUAACCACACCACCUCUCCUCGUCGUCAGUUUUCCGGUGUUCGUGGACAGCGAAGUACUGAAGCAAAGAAUAUACUACUUACUGAAGGGAACUAAAUUCUUGACUGGAAAUAAAGUAUUUUCUGUGAUAAAGAUAAAGUGCCCAGUAAAUACAUUAUUUUUAUUUGAUUUAACAAUUUUAUUUAAGAAACAUCAUGUCUGAAUUAUUAGAAAUUGAUGGAAGUGUUCUAGAAGGGGGAGGUCAGAUACUUCGCAUGUCUGUAGCUCUGAGUGCACUGUUGUCCGUUCCAGUUCGCAUCUAUAACAUCAGAGCUAACCGGCAGAAACCAGGAUUAGCAGCACAGCAUGUAAAGGGAAUCCAGCUAGUGGCGGAGAUGUGUAGAGCAAAAUUAAAAGGGGCAACUAUUGGGUCUACUGAGAUAGAGUUUUCACCGGGGAAGAUUAGAGGAGGUCAUUAUGUCGCUGACCCAAAGACUGCUGGAUCAAUCAGCCUACUAUUACAAGUGGCGCUACCUUUCGCCCUGAUGGCGGAUGGCCCUGUGACUCUAGACCUUCGUGGAGGCACUAACGCGGAAAUGGCGCCGCAGAUAGACUACAUGGAUAUGAUCUUCAGACCGCUGGUGCAGAAAUUCGGCGCUAAUUUUUCUUUAAAAAUUCAUAGAAGAGGAUACUAUCCGAGGGGCGGUGGUCACGUGAAAGUGAAUGUGACGCCCAUUAGGCGCUUAAACAGCAUCACGUUACUGGACUCCGGCACCAUCACCAGUGUGAAGGGAACCAGCUUUGUGGCGGGUGCACUGCCUAUUAAGAUGGCGUACGAAAUGAGUGACGGUGUGAAAGAACACCUCAAGUCGGAAUGCAAAAAUGUGAACAUACAUUGUUACAAAGAGGAGAUGGCACGGGACAAUUGCAGCGGAAUCAUCGUGUCGUGUACGCUGAGCGGCAGCGGGGGCUGCGUAGUGGGCGGCGGGGAACUCGGGCGACGGGGGACUGUCGCCGCACACGUGGGGCGCGCGCUCGGGGCGCAGCUCGCGGCCACGUGGCGCGCCCGGGCCUGCCUCGACCGGCACGCGCAGGAUCAAGUGAUAAUAUAUAUGGCGUUAGCGGAUGGAAAAUCCGCCGUGAAGACUGAAGAGUUAACGUUACAUACCAAAACGGCCAUACAUAUUGUUGAAUUAAUUGCUAAGAUAAAAUUCAACGUCGAGUCGAAUGAUGAUCAUCACAUAAUAGAAUGUACAGGCCUGGGAUAUACCAACAAGAACCUGCCCGUAGAAUGAACUAACAACUAUAAUUACAAUCGUUUCGUCUAGUCAACAUAGUUAGCUAGCCGUAUUACAGAAACUAAUUAACAUAUAACGUCGGACUCCGUGGUCUAGCGGCUUCACCGCUUUAGUUCCGAUGAUCGCGGCUUCGAGUCCUCGCUCGGUACAAACAUUUGUAUCCCUGAAUAUAAUUGUUUGUAUCGGUCUGGGUGUUUUAUAUAUGUAUUUAUAAAAAAAAAGUAUCUAUGUAUUUAUAUCAGUUUUCUAGUACCCAUAACAUAAGCUCUGCUCAGCUUGGGACUAGAUGGCGCUUUGUGAAUUGUCCAGAGAUAUUAUUAUUAAUAUAUUUGAUAUAACUCGCCAAUGAAACUGUAUUAGUCCGUUAGUAUUAAUCCCUCGACAGUAUAAAUCUAUUAAACCUGACGAGUUAUAUGAAAUAAAUAUAGAAACAAUUUAAUUUGUUAUCCUUCGUAUAAAGUUCCUAAAUAAUUGCAGGCCCUUAAAAUAUCCUCUGGAACCAUAGUUUUCAACUGUACUUGUAUUUGAUUGACUUGAUCUUGACAUGACUUGAUUGAUUGUAAUUCUGUUCCCCUAAAUAGCCUUUUCAGUCUCACCAAACGAAAAUUAUGAGUGUAUAGGGCACACAAACCCAUGGAUGGACUUACACAAAUCCAUGGUUAAUCUUACACAAACCCAUGAAUGUACUUACACAAAUCCAUGGAUGGUCU
Molecule: messenger RNA, 2066 nt
Organism: Achroia grisella
Lineage: Eukaryota; Metazoa; Arthropoda; Insecta; Lepidoptera; Pyralidae
Product: RNA 3'-terminal phosphate cyclase-like
Exons: 9
Coding region: 274-1353 (359 amino acids)
Biological process (GO): RNA processing
Cellular component (GO): nucleus
Molecular function (GO): RNA-3'-phosphate cyclase activity
Source: RefSeq, a predicted model, not a curated record